UAAAAUUACCAGCAUGAAACAAACCCAACUUCACUAUAAUACUUUCACAGUACCUCCUUCUAAGGGAGGUGGAGGACUGCAGCAGCAGUAAUAUGGGCUAUUGUAUAUCAGGACAAUACAUUCAUCUUCAAGAGACUCAGAGAAGAAACACCAAAGAGCUAAUUGAUCAUUAAUUAUACCUGACAAGGAUAUGGAGCCAACAACAGAUUAUAACUAUUCUGCCUACUACGAUGAUGGAGAAGGGUUAAAUACAUCAGAGGGCCAGCCAUGCAACACUGCCAAUGUGAAGGAGUUUGGACGGGUGUUUCUGCCUACAUUCUACAGCCUGGUCUUCAUCGUGGGCGUCAUCGGUAACGGCCUGGUGGUCUAUGUCCUGGUGAAGUGUAGGAGGACCAGAAGCAUGACAGACCUCUGUCUCCUCAAUCUGGCACUGUCUGACCUUUUCUUCGUCAUCUCUCUGCCUUUCUGGUCCCACUAUGCCACCGCAGCCGAGUGGCUCCUGGGGGACUUUAUGUGCCGACUGGUAACCGGACUGUACACGCUGGGGUUUUAUGGCAGCAUCUUCUCCAUGGUGAUCUUGACAGUGGAUCGCUAUGUGGUCAUAGUCCACUCUCACAAAAUGGCCAGGCUCAGAUCUGUCAGAGUAGGGGUCACUCUGUCUCUGAUCAUGUGGGCUCUCAGUCUCUGUAGCUCUCUGCCUACAAUCAUCUUCACCAAAGUAAAUAAUGAGUCUGGGCUUACAACAUGUAAACCAGAGUAUCCAGACGGUAACAUGUGGCGCCAGGUUUCUUAUUUAGAGAUGAAUGUCUUGGGUCUACUUCUCCCUCUCUCCGUCAUGGUGAUCUGCUAUUGCAGAAUCGUUCCGAUGUUAGUCAAUAUCAAAACCACCAAAAAGCACAAAGCCAUCAAACUGAUAAUCAUCAUAGUAGUGGUCUUUUUCUGCUUUUGGACCCCAUACAAUGUGGUCAUUCUCCUGCGUUAUCUGGAGACCCAGAGCUAUUUUGGGGACUGUACAACUCACAAGAACAUAGACCUGGCAAUGCAGUGGACAGAGGUGAUAGCGUUCACACACUGUUGUUUGAAUCCGAUCAUCUAUGCCUUUGUAGGGCAGAAAUUCAUGAGUCUUGUCCUGAAGUUACUAAGAAAAUGGAUGCCAAUGUGCUUCGCCAGGCCUAAUAUUAGUGAGUUGUCUGAACGAAAAAGCUCAGUCUAUUCCAGGUCUUCUGAAAUAACAUCUACAAGAUUGAUGUAGAUUGACUUGUAUACAAGCACAAUUCAAAUAUACAAACUUUGAGAAGGGAAAAGACAGUAAAAGAUGUAAGGAAAAACUACAAACAAAUGUAAGGAGGAUUUCUUUGAAAGUGUGGCCACCCUAGCUGUGAAUCUAUGCUUACAGUAGAUACAGUAGUUAUCAGUUGCUCUUUUGUAUCUUUACAUGCUCCAAUUCCUUUGUUGAUAGAUACCUUUAAAGAGUGUUAUAGUUGAGUCCUCGUGUGGUAUUGUGUGAAGUGUGAAAAAAGUUUUUAAAAAUGACAGUAUGUACAGUGCAUUCAGAAAGUAUUCAGACCCCUUUCCCUUCCUUAUUUACAUAAGUAGUCAGACCUUUUGCUCGAAAUUGAGCUCAGGUGCAUCCUGUUUCCGUUGAUCAUCCUUGAGAUGUUUCUACAUCUUGGUUGGAGUCCCCCUGUGGUAAAUUCAAUUGAUACGACAUGAUUUGGAAAGGCACACGCCUGUCUAUAUAAGGUCCCACAGUUGACAGUGCAUGUCAGAGCAAAAACCAAGCCAUGAGGUCGGACAGGAUUGUGCCAAGGUACAGAUCUGGGGAAGGGUACCAAAACAGUUCUGCAACAUUGAAGGUUCCCCAAGAAAACAGUGGCUCCAUCAUUCUUAAAUAGAAGAACUUUGGAACCACCAAGACUCUUCCUAGAGCUGGCCGCCUGGCCAAACUGAGCAAUCGAGGGAGAAGGGCCUUGGUCAGAGAGGUGACCAAUAAUCCGAUUGUCACUCUGACAGAGCUCCAGAGUUCCUAUGUGGAGAUGGAAGAACCUUCCAGAAGGACAACCAUCUCUACAGCACUCUGCCAAUCAGGCCUUUAUGGUAGAGUGGCCAGACAGAAGCCACUCCUCAGUAAAAGGCACAUGACAGACUCUCAGACCAUGAGAAACAACAUUCUCUGGUCUGAUGAAUCCAAGAUUCAAGCAUCACGUCUGGAGGAAACCUGGCACCAUUCCUACAGCGAAAAAUGGUAGUGGCGGCAUCUUGCUGUGGGGAUGUUUUUCAGUGGCAGAGACUGGGAGAUUGGUCAGGAUCAAGGAAAAGAUGAACGGAGUACAGAGAGAUCCUUGAUGAGAACCUGCUCCAGAGUGCUCAGGACCUCAGACUGGGGCAAAGGUUCACCUUCCAACAGGACAACAACCCCAAGUACACAGUCAAGAAAAUGCAGGCGUGGCUUCAGGACAAGUCUCUGAAUGUCCUUCAGUGGCCCAGCCAGAACCCGGACUUGAACCCGAUUGAACAUCUCUGGAUAGACCUGAAAAUAGCUAUGCAGCAACGCUCCACAUCCAAGCUGACAGUUUGAGAGGAUCUUCAGAGAAGAAUGAGAAAAACUCCCCAAAUACAGGUGUGCCAAGCUUAUAGCGUCAUACCCAAGAAGACUCUAGGCUGUAAUCGCUGCCAAAGGUUCUUCAACAAAGUACUGAGUAAAGGGUCAGAAUACUUAUGUAAAUGUGAUAUUUCAUUUCUUUUAGUAUUUUGUUGCAAUAAAAAGCAGUUUUGCUUCGUCAUUAUUGGGUAUUGUGUGUAGAUUGAUGAGGGGGGAAAACUAUUGAAUCAAUUUUAGAAUAAGGCUGUAAUGUAACAAAAUUUGGAAAAAGUCAAGGGGUCUGAAUACUUUCCAAAUGCACUGUACAUAUAGUUAGUUAUAUUUGUAUAUUACAGGGUUUUUUCCAUCUAAGAAUGUGACAAAAACCUGACUGGGGUAUCUGCUUUUUAACAAGCUAACCACAAAGCUACGCUGCGUUUGUUUUUUUUGGGGGAACUAAAAAGUGUCACUACACAGCUGUCUGUUUAAAAAAUAUACACAAAUAAAAAAGCUGAGACUGCUGGUUUGUAAAUAGUCAACACAAUAGUAUGUGGCAUGAAACCACUGCCACUUAACAAUGUUAUGUUACGUACUAUAUAGCGUAUACAUGACGGUAUAGGAUUUGUGAUUACCUUGUCUUCAUUUUUUUCAAUAACAUGUUUCUUUUUUAUUUCAAACCACACUUUUGACAGUUUGUUAAUGGUAUACGGUAUUCUGUAUGUAACGGGCAUUUAGAAAAUAUCAAUAAAGUCUUGUUUGGUGACA
Messenger RNA from Oncorhynchus keta (chum salmon), 3346 nucleotides. RefSeq names its product C-C chemokine receptor type 5-like. The coding region runs from base 191 to 1252 and encodes 353 amino acids. The transcript has 2 exons. Gene Ontology annotation, cellular component: membrane. Gene Ontology annotation, biological process: immune response; chemotaxis; G protein-coupled receptor signaling pathway. Gene Ontology annotation, molecular function: chemokine receptor activity. NCBI's taxonomy places the organism in Eukaryota, Metazoa, Chordata, Actinopteri, Salmoniformes, Salmonidae. The record is from RefSeq and is a predicted model, not a curated record.